AUGGAAGCAUUAGAUGUCCAUGAAACUUUGGAGAAUAGAUCAUAUAAUAAAUCUGAUAACGAGGAAAGAAAAUUCGAUUAUUAUUAUAACUCCGGUGUGAAAACAAGCGGCAAUCUGAUGGGCUUUGUAUUUCCAGGAAGUCCUAAGGCAAUGCAAUCUUUAAUAUUUAGAAAUAAAAAUAAUGUGGAUAAUACGGAUUCAAAUGAUAAGUUUAGAAAUGCAUUAGAAAAAGCAAAACAAUUCGAUCAACAAAAUGGAAUAACAUAUUCAGACGUUGAUGACAGUUUGUACGAUGAGAAUCUACUCCCUUAUAAUAAUAGCAUUGAUGAAGAUACUGAUAAAGAGCUAUCAGAUAAGCGAGAAGGUGAAGAGGUACAAAAUCGGGAAGAUAGUAGUAUAUCACAACCCGUCUUAUCUCCAAAAUCACCAACACAAAAAUUGCACGAUAAUUCAGAACUGGAACAAUCAACACCUAUAAAUUCACCAACGAAUCAUUCAAGAAAUACGAAUAUGAAAUCACCAAUAAAUUCACAUGCAAAUUCGAGUUCUCUAGGAAUGGAAUCCUUUAAACAAUCAAUUAAAAAUGUGAAAGAAGAAAAUAAUGAAUUAAAAAAAUUAUUAGAAGAAAAAGUAAUUGAAAAUAAUCGAUUAAACAGCGAUAUUCUUAAUUCUAGAAAUUCUAAUCUUGUAUUACAAAAUAAAUUAGUUGAUGGAAGUGAUGAAAUAACGAAUCUUCAAGAUGAAGUUAAUAUUCUAAAGGACAAACUUUCAUACUUCGAAGCAGAUAAUAAAAUCUUGAAAAAUGAUAUUUACUCUUUGGAAUCCAAUUAUGAUGAAUUGCAUCGAGAGUUAAAUGAAUGGGAAACAAAAGUCAAAACAUUGAAUAAAGACAUACAAUAUUUACAAGGCACUAAUGCCCAAUUAUCAGCCACUAAUGCGACAUUAUCUGAAGAAAAAGAAGCUUUGACAAAGGAAAAAGAAAUUUUACUCAAUAAUAAUGAUAGUGUAACUAAAUCGAAUAAUAAUUUAAUUGCAGAAAAAGAACUUCUUGUUUCAGAAAGGGAACUUCUCAUUUCAGAAAAAGAAGCUUUAACGAAGGAAAUAGAAGUUUUACUCAAAAAUAAUGAUAAUAUUACUAAAUUAAACAACAGUUUAAUUUUAGAAAAAGAAACAUUGCUCCAUGAAAAUGAAGAAAUUACUAAAGCAUAUAAUAAUUUAAUUUCUGAAAGAGAUGAUUUGUUGAUUAAAGAAAGAGAAUUACAUCAUAAUAAUUCAACUCUGUCGAGUGAAGUUGGUGAAUUAAUCAAAAAACAAACUGAUCUGGAAACAGAACUGCAAGAAAAAUGUACCACUAUCAAAAACAUGACCUCGCAAGUAAAAUACUUUCUUUCUGAGUUCAAUCAUUUUAAAAAGUCAUCUGAAGUACAAGAAACCUCUAAUAUUGAAUCAACUGAUUUAAAUGAUAUUGAAGUAAACGAUGAUGAUAUGACAGUUCUUGAAAUGCAAUCAUUAUUUAAAAGAACUUUAGAGUUUAUUAAAAACCAUCAAACCGAAUAUAGAUAUCAAAUAUCAACAUUAUCUACCACAAUAGCACAAAAUAUGGAGAAGAAAGAUUUAGAACAAAAGAUAUUGAAUGAAAAAUUAAUCGAUAAAGAUAAUACACUAGAGGAAUUUAAAUCCCGACUUUCCAACUACAUGAGCAAACUAGCUGAAUUAGAAGCCAGAUUGGAUGAAAUUAACAAAAAGGAAAGCAUAACAACAAAUAAAUUGAUUGAUGAAUUAAAUAUAAAAAAUGAUCUCAAUAUUAAAAUAAAAGAACUAGAAAAAUAUGUAACAGAGAAACAAGAUCAAAUCGAUUCGCUCUCCAAAGAUGCUAAAGAAUUGAAUGAGAAAAUAGUCGAAAAGGUCGCUAGGAUUAAGGCUUUAGAAGCUAACCUUGAUACAUCAACAAAUAAUUAUGAAAAUAUGCAACAGCGUGUUAACGAAUUGGAAGAUGAGGAGAAAUAUAACAUUGAGUUAUCUUCGAAAGUUGCACAUUUAUCAUCUGAACUGGAAGGAUUGAGAAAUCAAUUAAAUGAGGAAAAGAUAACAGCCACUAAGCUAAAGUCAGAAAAAGAGACACAAAAUGAAAAGUUUACCGAGUUACUUUCUUUUAUCACAGGUUUUGAAAUAUUUAAUUUAACAAUUGGAGCUUUAAUAAUGAAGGCUUAUAAAGAUAAAGAAAAGAAAUUAUCUGAUGCAAAAUUUAAUGAAUAUAUCUCGAAUGAUGAAAAUCAUAGUUACAUUAUUGGUUUCAAAAAUAGAGAGGAUGAGCACACAAUGCAUGAAUUACAAAAUAACUUAACAGAAUCAGAGAAAGAGGUGUCCAGAUUAAGGGAUACUAUAGAUACAGAAUUAAAAACCAAGAUAAACGACUUAACUUCUAAAUCAAGAGAUUUAGAAAUAGAAACAAAGGAACUUAAAACCGAGAUAGAAAAGAAAAAUAACAGAAUAGAUGAAGGGAUAUGUGAAAUUCGUGAUUUAAAAACUCAGACUACCCAAUUAAUGAAUGAAAGAAAAUUAUUAACUCAGAAAAACAUUGACUUAAGUACAGAAUUAACUACUGUAAAGGGAAAUAUUAUUGAUAAUCACGAAAUUAAAUUGCAAGAGUUGGCGGAAUCUUUGAAUAAAAUUAGCACACGCAGUGAUUCUUUACAAAAUCAAUUAAGUACAAAAGACGAAGAGAUUGUUGAAUUGAAAAAAAAUAUAACGGCCAUUGAACUAAUAAAUAAUGAACAAAAGGAUAAAUUCGAAAGUCAAACAACCGUAUUGAAUAACUUAAAGAGUAAAAUACGUAAACUUGAAGGUAAUAAAUAUGAAAAGGUUAUGUUUGAUAGCAUUAGUAAAACUCACCCUGGGAUAACGAAAAAAAAAUAUGAUGACUUGCAUGUGGAUAAUGUGGAUUCAAUUGAUAUGGUGCAAUUGCAAAAUAUAGUUAAGAAUAUUAUUUUGCUAUUUGAAAUACCAUUGUCAAAAUUAACUAAGAAGUUACCAUUAAUCGCGAUUUAUAUUAAAUAUGAAAGGACAUUCCUUUUGAAUUUUGCUAACCAACUACAUUAUCAAAUAUAUAAUGAAACUAUAGAUAUUAAACGUUUCAUUAACAUAGUAUACACACAGUAUAUUGAUGGCAUAAGUUUAGAAAACUUAGAUCAUCCACUGGAAUCCUGUUUAGAAGAUCUCUACAUAAAAAUCAAAACAAGGCUAUAA
Messenger RNA from Tetrapisispora phaffii CBS 4417, 3246 nucleotides. RefSeq names its product Cnm67p (gene CNM67). Bases 1 to 3246 code for a protein of 1081 amino acids. The record is from RefSeq and is a predicted model, not a curated record. NCBI's taxonomy places the organism in Eukaryota, Fungi, Ascomycota, Saccharomycetes, Saccharomycetales, Saccharomycetaceae. The transcript has a single exon.